Molecule: messenger RNA, 8396 nt
Organism: Pelobates cultripes (western spadefoot toad)
Lineage: Eukaryota; Metazoa; Chordata; Amphibia; Anura; Pelobatidae
Source: the annotation of a GenBank genome assembly
CUCUAUAUCAGAAACUAUAAAAGACUGCGGGGCGUGGCUUAAAACCCACCCCUAUAUAUAGCAGGAGGUGAGUUUUGUUUUGUUUGGCGGUUGCUUACCGGAAGUGCUCGGAUGUUCGGCGCUGGUUCUUACGUAACCAAGCAGCCAGCUGGUCAGGUAUUCCAGGUCACGUGGCCAUAGGGGGAUUCACAGGCAGAAUAAACGGUUAGGGCACCGGAAGCCAGGACUGACCUCUGUGGGAGCAACCGGAAGUGAGCCCACAUAUAUAUGGUUCCUGCCUGAGAGAGGGCCCUCACACACCUAGAUUUACACCAACAGAGUGAACAACAUGGAGCUCUGAGUGCCCACUCACAUAGAAAAUCUGGGGUCUAUGUAGAGAAGUCCUUAAAGUUGAUUUAUUUUUUUUUUAUUUUUUUAAUUUUUCCCACCCAUGGGCUACCACAGACCAGGCUAUGGCAAUAUCCUCUCUAUAAACCACUAGUGGCCUGGAGACCUUGACCAUGCAAGCAUCCUGAUGGGAUAUGUAUAUAUUAAUAUAAACAUGCUAAAUAUGUUCCUGUGAAACCCACUGCUAUCAGCUCAGCCAGUUUUAGAAAAAAAUAUAUAUAUAUAUUUUUUUAAACGGAUUACUUGGCUUAAAGGCGCCAUCUCGCCAGGUGGAUGCGGUGGAACGAUGCAGGAGGGCACUUGUUUUUUCAGCUACGAUGACUUCAGCAAGACUUUAAAAGCAAAUGCCGUUCACGACUAUUUCAUCAAGAGCAGCGUGUCUGUGCGACACCAUAAUUCCAGGAAUGCCAUAACCGAGGUGCGCCGCGAUAUCAUGUAAGGAUGGCAGAUGAACUCUGCAUAAUUUGAUUUUAGUUUUUGUAUGGUUUUUUGUUUGUUUGUUUGAUUCACUUAGAGGUUAAUUUUAAAAUGGCUAUAUGUUAUUGUUGAUGAAAUACCAUGGCAGUAUCGCGGAAUAGAUUGAAUGUGAAUUAUCUAUAUGUGACUUAAAGGGACACUAUAGUCACCCAGACCACUUCAGCUCAAUGAAGUGGUCUGGGUGCCAGGUCCCUCAGGUUUUAACCCUUCAGAUGUAAACGUAGCAGUUCCAAAGAAACUGCUAUGUUUACAUAGCAGGGUUAAUCCAACCUCUAGUGGCUGUCUUCCUGACAGCCACUAGAUGCGCAUCUGGUGCAGACGUUUCGCAUCCAGCGUGCAGAUCGUCCAUUGGAAAGCACUGAGAAAUGCUUUCCUAUGGACUGUUUGAAUGCGCACGCGGCACUUGCAGCGCAUUCCGCUCCACUCGGCAGCUGACGUCGGCAGGGGAGGAGAGGUCACCCAUGCAAAGGGAGUCCGGCGCUGGAUUAAAGUGAAACUCCAGUACCAGGAAAACCGUUUUCCUGGCACUGCAGGUCCCCUCUCCCUCCCACCCCAUAAUUCCCGGUUCACCCCUUCAGUAACUUACCAAAGGCAGCGACAUGACCCACGUUGCUGCUUCUUGGUCCGCCUCCGCUCAUCCUCUGUAUUACGUCGGCUGGUGGGCGAGACUGAUCCUGCCCACCGGCCGGGGAGACCUGAUGCGCUGCAAUGCCGCGCAUGCGCAUUAGAGCUCCCAUAGGAAAGGAUUGAAAAUGCUUUUCAGUGCUUUCCUAUGGGGAAUUGAGCGAUGCUGGAGGUUCUCACACAGCGUGAGGAUGUCCAGCGACUCUCUAGCACAGGUUUUCUGUGCUAUGAUUCAGGAAGUGCCCUCUAGUGGCUGUUUACACUUGCAGCGUUAAGAGUAGUGGGAGUUGGCACCCAGACCACUCCAAUGGGCAGAAGUGGUCUGGGUGCCUGGAGUGUCACUUUAAGGUAAGUAGUUGAAGGAGUUUUAACCCCUUCAGCGCCAAGGGAGGGGGACUCUGGUUUGUUUUCCUGACACUAUAGUGAUCCUUUAAUAACUAAACACGUUAUUGUAGGGAAUUGAAAGUUGGUUAUAAGUUGUACUAUUGAUUUCUUUUAAAUUAUGAACCGUUUAUAUUUUAAAAUGUACACUGUGACCUUGGGUGUGCUAAAACAGUCAGAGCCGGUAUGGCAAAAUUGGAUUAAAGGAAUCUUAUUAAUCCUAAUCUAUUUCAAAUCUACACUCAUUUAAACUAUGGAGGCAUUAGUGUCUGUGUGCCAUUUUAGCUUCAUGGGUUAAGCCUUUUUGAAACCGCUUAACUCCGAAGUUUGGAUCCUGACGCAUUCCACCUCUGCCUGUGAAGACGCAAGCCUCUAUAGGAAAGCAUUAGUUAAUGCUUUCCCAUGAGACCAGCUGAAUGCGUGCGCAGCUCCUGCUGUGCAUGCGCAUUCAGCCGAAGAGGAGGAGGAGAGGUCCCCGCCCGGCGCUGGAAAAAAGGUAAGUUUAACCCAUCCAGUCUGGCGGGAGGGGGUUCCUGAGGGUGGGAGCACCCUCAGGGCACUAUAGUGCCAGAGGAAAAGGUGAAUGUUUUCUUGGCACUAUAGUGGUCCUUUAAGUAGAACUUGGCAAUUGAAGGGUUUCCCUAGCAAUUCGUCACAAAUAUCUCUGCUUUGUAAGGUUGACUUGCAUGCUAUGUGUGCGCAGACAUAUUACAAUGCUCAGCAGAAACAAAAGCCAGGAGAAAAUGAAUUAAAGGGACACUAACUGUGUCUUCUCAUUGAAGUGGCUAUAGUUUCUGGAAACCCCUAGCGUCAUCUUAUUCAGGGUUAAAACUGUUUAGUGUCUUCUAAAUGAGUACGUAGCAGCCCAUUUCCUAUGUGCUGCUUGGGCUAAUGACAAAGCAUUGGCCUGAGCAACAGUGGGUGACCGUGUCAGCUGACCAUUUUCAGCCUAACACAGCGCUUAUUACUGAUGUGAAUCGGUAUUGCAAGAAGGAAUUUUCUCAACUCUUCCUCACCAUACUUCCUGGGGGGGGGAGAGGGGAUUGGUUUUAAACUGUUGAAUAAGGUAGUGAUAAACGAAGGUAUAUACAUAUUGAUAUUCACAAAUAUAAUAAUAAACCAAGGUAUAUACAUUAUUUUCAUUCUUUUUCCACCUCUCAUCAAUAAUAGAUAUUUAUCUAUUAUUGUUACAUAUGUGACCGAUAGUAUGCUAGGAUGUGAUUUAUUUCACCUCUUCAUUUUUCCUCACCCAUUAUCAAAAACGAUAAGGCACUGUACAAUAAUCCUCCAGUGAGGAUAUGGAUUACAGUCUUUAACUCUGAUUAACAACUUUCCAAUUUUUUUUAAAAUUGAUCAUCCAGACCACAUAUUAGGGUUAACUUUGACUAACCUAUUACGUCAUCAAUCAAUUUGAUUCUAAUUGGUUGAUCUAAGGAAGACGAUUUUUGAACUUACUUUUCAGAAUGGUUACUCCACUUUAUAACUUCGGCUAUUUACCACACAUCGGUUCCCCUCUGAGCUGUGGGCGAAACGCUCGCAUCAGGGGAACUUGGUGAUCCUGAGAUUUUACACUUACCUUAUGUUUGAUUAAGUAUUGACUCCUCUGUCUCAGGAUCCUGAGUUUGUUUUACCACUAUGGAUCAUGUCUGUAUUUGGGAAUUGAGUUAUAUACUAUUUGAUAUCUAGCCAUCCUAAGAGUCUGUGCGACUUAGGAAACUUCAAAUUGGAAACUACUCUAUCGCUAUAGGAAUAGUGGUUUAAUACUUUCUUUUACCCACAGAGGCUGCAUUUUGUGCUUUUCUGCAGCAAUGCUUUGGAAAGCGUUGGAUCAUGCACUUGGUGAACUGGCGUUUACUUUUUAAGUGUAUUGCAUAGAUCGCUCAGCAUUUAUUCUUGAUUAAUGUACCGGAAAGAUAUUUGUUCAGUACCUCUCUCUACUUUCAUCAAUAGAUUCCAGCUUAUUACUGAUUCUGCUUUAUUAGGAAGUGUUACGAUAUUUUUUUCUUAGCUGCUGUAGUUACGCAACAUUGUAUUCUUAUGAUAGACUUGUUACUGUAUUGAUAGUCUCUAUCAUCUCCAUUAAGCGCUAGGCCCCUGUGGUUUUAAACUGUUUGAAAAUGGUUCAAUACCAAAUGGAGGGACCCAAGGCACUAUAAGCAAGUCAAUGAGAUGAAAUAGUUAUAGUGCCUACUACAGUAUCCCUUUAGUGUAGUAUUUAAUUUGUAUAGUUGAUAGUUUAUUGAAGGUACACUUUAAGUGUGGUUUAAUGCAUGUACCAAAAAUAAGUGCAUAUUCGUUCCUUAAAUUCCAGUUUAAAGUUAUUCUUACUUUUUCUAAACUUGCUGCUCAAACUAUGCAUACUACUUCUAUACCUGGCCUCUCAAACUUCCGUGGGUUUAUUCCCUAAACUGAUUUGCAGUGAUUUAAAAAAAAAAAAAAAAGGAAUCGCAAUAAUUAGUUGCUUUAGAAAAGAUUUCAGUUAAUUUCACAGCUUGACCAUUUAAACAUACAUUUUGCCGAUGACCACGAUUUGGAGUUUAAUUAAUAAAUCUUCACAUUUCUGCUUGAACAAGUAGAAUUCAUCAAAACCAAUACAGGGUUAUUCACUAAUGUACGGAUUAAACGUGUCAAAAUCUACCCUCGAAUAGCCAAGCUAAAUAUUGAGAUUUAUUUAUUUUUCCCAGGUUUGUUAUUGUAACCUAAACUGUCUGCUUCAGAUUUCAAUUUACUGCAAUACUGGAUUUAGUGCAUAAACCCAAGAUAGGUUGGUGUUUUAUUCCUAUUUUGCUGUUUUGACUUACAUUUUUAGAUUCACACUUUAGUAAAUGAUCCAGUUAUCAGUCCUCUCUUCAUAUUUAAUGGUGAAUGCAGUAGUAUUGGAGGGGGUGGGAUAUUUGUAUGUGUGUAACCAUCAUUUUUUUCCAUGUGGUGUGAGAAGACUCAUCUUUGUACUUCUUUAUUAUCCUUUCUGCAGGUUCGUUGAUGCAAGGUUUUGCUGUUCAUUUGUGGGGGGAUACAGUGGCAAAAAGAAGUCUAAAGUAAAAAACUGCCCAGCCUAUUUCAUUUUGCAGUAUGUUGAGAGACUGGAUUGCUUGGUCGUAAUGGAGGCAAACAACAAUCAUGUCCACUUGCAAGAAGAGCAUCAGCCUUCACUCAUUCCUGCUAAUGAUGCAUCAGUUUCAAAAAAACCUCGCGUUCGAAGGCGGCGUGACGUAAUCUCAAAUGACCAUUCUAAACAGAGUUCCUCCCAGAAAUCCUCAGAUUUGUCACAGAAGGCAAAGUCUUUACCGGUGAAGACUCCGUCAAAAGUCAAAUGUGUUGCUCCUUCCCUCAGUGAGAUUACAGACUUUGAAUCCCCUGACGGCUCAAUCUCUGUAGAAGCUGUGCAACGAUUAGCAACACUCAUGCAAAACUUUCUGCUCAAUGAUAGCGGUGCCAAAGCCACAAUAACCAUUGGGGCUGAGCAGGAACUCGAGCUGUUGUGCUUUCAGACCAGUAAAAUGGGUGAGCACUUUGUAAAGUUCCCAGAGAGUCUCCUAAUACACAGAGUGGAUGUUAAAUAUGACUAUGUCUUGUAUGCUUUCUUGGUCGAGAGCAAAGAACGUGUAGGAAAACUUGUCCACUUUUCCUUUGUUAAACAGGACAACGCACAAACUGUGUCCAAUAUUCUGAACAUCUUUCAGGACUUCAAUCCAGAUUGGAAAAAAAUAAAGAUUAUUUUUACAGAUGUGAGUUUUUCUCACAGUGCUUCAAUAAAACAGGUGUUCCCUUCUGCUCAGAUUCUUCUGUCUGUCUACCACACGGUUAUUUUUAUCGAAAAGAAUGUGAAGGCAAAACAAUCCUUUAAGGAAUGGCUCCGUAAAUCGAUAGAAGAUGCCAUAUUUUGCACCUCUCCGCAAACGUUGUCUUAUCUAUCUUCAAAACUUAAGCCCAAAAUGGACGAGGAUUUGUAUAAUUAUCUGUCUACAAACUGGUUUAAAUGUGAGUUGCUGUGGUACACACAUGUCAAAAAAGGUUUGCACUCGUGUAGUACCUAUAUGGACAGUUUGAACAUGGUAUUGGGUAAGAUUUCCCACCUGCUUGAAAAGCAGAACUCAAUGGAGUCAGUUAUUCGACAGUUUGUAGGGAAUGCGGAUUGCUUUAACAGCAAAGGCUUGGAGAACCCUAAUGAUGGCUCUUUACGUUUUUCCAAGAAAAAUAAUGUAAAAUGCCAAAUGAUCAGGAAAAGAAAAAUUACACCCUGUUCUCUGGAUUCUGUAGCAGAGAACAACUUGAAAGGCAUGGAAAUCCAGUCUGAUGUCCCUCUUUCCCCUGUUUACAACAAAGAUCCCAGUGUAGUACUUCCUACGACCCUGACAAACCAAGAUGCCAUGUUUGAAUCUCUACAGGAACAUUGCAAUAAUCUGGCAUUUAACCUUUGCUCGAAGGAAUGGGAAGUUGUGCAAAAGUCCACACAAGUCAUAAAUGUGCGAGAGCAAUGCAUUGGAGUGCAGGUUCUGGAAGAAUCACAUCAGAUCUCAACUGAUGGUCGGUCUUGUACUUGUUACUUCAACAAAAUAUAUAAAUUGCCAUGUCGGCACAUACUGAGCAUGCUUUAUGCAGAGAAGAGAACAGUGGACCACACCAUGGUAUCACCCAGCAUGCAAAAAUAUGCACAAAAAGUCUUGCCAAACGCACAGAGCUCAGGCACUGAACUGCAUAUGCAAGAAGGAAGAGCGGAUAAAAUUAACAGUCUGACUAAGGAGCUUUCUAACCUGCUUUGUCAGUGUGAGGGAUCAGAACACCUGGUCAGAUCGUCUACGUUGCAGAUGAUAGUAAACAUGUGGAGUGUGGCAUCUAACACCUCUGACAAAGAUCCCCAAGAUCUAGACAGUAGUCAAGUGUUGCCCUACAAGUGGGUGAAGAAAGAGCAGAUAGAGGGAGAGGAGUAUUCUGGUUCUCAUGAGCUGUGUAGACUAGAUACAUUCCCAAUUCUGAACUGAAACUUUUUUUUUUUAAUAAAACAAAUGAACUUAAAAGCUACUGUAGACUCUGCAAUUACCUCUGGUGCCCAAAUGAGAUGUUUGUUAAUAAUAUUUUGCAAAUGGACUGGAAGCAAUUUAUUUAUUUUUAAGAAUUUUUUUUUUUUUUUUUUUUAAUGUAUCCACAAAUUUGGUAUGUUAAAGUGAAUCGGAAUACUGUGGAUAUCCCGUUGCGUUCAGGAAAACAGUCUGUUAUCUGUAAAAUGUUGCAGUGUCUGUUAUUGCAGACAGUAGAACAUGGAGAUUAAUUUAAGUGGACCUAUUAACUAAGAGAAGUUCUCAUUAAUAAUUAAAGAAUAAAAGAUCCGUCUCUAUAUUAUAACUAUAAAUAUCUAUAAAAUGUUUUUUUUUUUUUUUUUUUAAAUUGCUUAAAGUUAGGACUUGUUCUAUUCUUUCCUUACCUAUAUAAUACUACUCAUUCAGAAAUAGUAUAGAUGUAAACAAGAUACAGAUUUUUAAAAGAACAUUCCAAAUGUCUAAUGCACUUUAGCUAGUGCAGAUAAAUCAACCUUGUUGCACCCCCUGCUGUCAAUAAGACAAUUCGGUGGAGCUAAAUACAAGAGGCAGCAAUUGCUCAGAGCACCUGCCUUGCAAAGUCUUCUCGAUGAGUUGCAAUGGGAAGUCUGUCGUGGGGAAGGGGAGGGGGGCUUGCAAAGGCUGCAGACAAGAGAUCUGCAGCUUUUGCAAUAUUGUUUUCUUUUUAGAUAUACACUCAACAAAAAUACAUCAUUUUAAUACAUGUUUUCAUUAGUGGUAUGUAGACUACAGUUUAUUUGUUAUUUGGACAGUGGAGUGUCCCUUUAAGAUUAUAUAGACAAAGACCAAAAAUCUAAUUCAGCUGUCAUCCAGUAGCUGUGCAUAGAGCUGGGAAAAUCAGACUUCACAUGGACAUAGAACAAAGCAGUGACAGGGAUGUUCACAAGUUUGGUUUUAAAAAUUUCACAUAUUUGUGACAAUAUAGCAGAAAUGUAAAUAAUUUCCGUUUAAUAAAUAACCUUGUAACUCUUUUUUUUGUAUUUCUGAUGAAAAGAAUGCCAUCAAUUCAGAAACCUUUUUAGUUCUAUUUGUCAAAGUGUGGUAAACAGCGGCAGCAAUAGUGGAUGUAGGAGAGAGUAUGAAGUUCUUUCUUAUUUGACCAACUUUUGUCCCACCUAUUGGUGAUGCUAUUUUAAUCAUCUGCUGCUGUUAGUAGUGUGUACAUUUCCAAUGUGAAACACUUUCUCCUCUAUAUCACAACCACUAUCAGGCACUUGGCCGUCCAAGCACCAUGUCACACUAUAUAUACCCAGUUUUCAGCGUUCCUCGGGUACACACACUCUUUCCAUUCCCCCAAAAUAGAGAGGCUGUUUUAGUUGCAGUAUUAAUGCAAAGUUCUCCAUGGGUACAGGUGCAUUUUAUAGGUGGGGGGGGGGGGCUUUACAUUUAAAAUAUUGAAUAUUACAAGAAUUUAAAAAAUUUCAAUAAAGCGAUGUGACUGUUCUGCACAUUUGUGUUAUUUAUUAAAAC